AUGGCUCCAGAUCUCAAUGCCGUUGCCGCUGGCGAGACGUUCGACUACUCGCAGCCUGGAUCAAGUGGAUAUGAAGUUAACCAGGAUUAUACAUGGAAAACGGGGCGAGUUGUUCUAACAGCUGUUUUCAGUGAUCCAAAGAAUCGCAAGAUUAAAGUGCUUACGAUCGGGGGUGGAGUGACUGGCAUCUUGAUGGCAUAUCAGAUUCAGAAGCUGUGUGAGAACGUAGAGCAUACAUUGGAGGUACUUGGCUGGAGAACAAUGGUUGCGAUCCAGGAGGCGAAUGUUGAUGUGCAUUUUACUGCGGUGAAGGAGGCGACGGAGAAGGGAGUGGUGGGGGCGGAUGGGGUGGAGAGGGAGGUGGAUACGAUUGUGUGUGCGACUGGGUUUGAUGUCAGUUAUCGGCCGAGGUUUCCGCUGGUGGGGAGGGGUGGGGUGGAUUUGAAGGACAAGUGGAAGGUUUGCCCAGAGUCGUACCUAGGGCUUGGUAUUCUUUAUUUCCCUAACUUCAUUACCUUUAUUGGUCCAACGUGA
Messenger RNA from Fulvia fulva, 534 nucleotides. Its product is annotated as FAD-binding monooxygenase moxY. NCBI's taxonomy places the organism in Eukaryota, Fungi, Ascomycota, Dothideomycetes, Mycosphaerellales, Mycosphaerellaceae. Gene Ontology annotation, molecular function: oxidoreductase activity. The record is from RefSeq and is a predicted model, not a curated record. The transcript has 4 exons. The coding region runs from base 1 to 534 and encodes 177 amino acids.